Messenger RNA from Drosophila novamexicana, 1107 nucleotides. RefSeq lists its product as uncharacterized. The record is from RefSeq and is a predicted model, not a curated record. Lineage: Eukaryota; Metazoa; Arthropoda; Insecta; Diptera; Drosophilidae. The transcript has 4 exons. The coding region runs from base 1 to 1107 and encodes 368 amino acids.
AUGAACAAAUUUAUGUUUUUGGCCUGCUUGGCAGUGCUCGGCUGCAGUCGCUGGGCAGCGGCGCGUCCUGAUCUCAGCCGUCAGGCCUACCGUUACGAGAUUGGCCAAAACGACAACGUUGUCAACACUGGCAUCGUGUCCCCGCCGGUGAUCACCACAAGCACCUCGUAUCAGCCAACGGCAUCGGGCAACACCUACUACAACAAUGUGCCCACUGUGGGUCAGCUGACAGUUUACAGUGGCGGCAACACCUACACCACCAGCGGCGGCGGCGGCGGCGGUGGAAGCGGCAGCAUCAGCAGCUCCUUCUCGAGCGGCGGCGGCGUCGGCGUUGUGAAUGAUCAUAUUGGUCUGACUGGCAUCCAUCCGGGUCCCGCUGUCAACUAUAAGGAACAGGAGGCGUACAUCAGCCAUUUGGCCAACUUCCAGCCACCGAUCAUUAGCAAACACUUCUAUCUGCACACCGCACCCGAGGAUCACGAUGACCAGCAGAUUGUGCGCUAUGUGAAUGUUGGCAGGCCACAGAAGAACUAUCGCGUGGUGUUCAUCAAUGCGCCCGCAUCCACCACCAGCAAGGCCAAGAUCAUUGCCAACGUGGCUCCAGUUGAGGACAAGACCGCCAUCUAUGUGCUGUCCAAGAAAUCGAACGCUCUCGAUGUCACCGCCGAGGUGGUCACACAGCGUCCAGCCAACCACAAGCCCGAGGUUUACUUCAUCAAGUACAAGACACCCGAGGAGGCGGCACAUGCCCAGCAAACCAUCCAGGCCAACUAUGACGCUUUGGGCGGCAGCUCGGAGCUCAGCAAUGAAGGCAUUGUGCCCGUCUCAUCGGUCAUCAACGCCCUGGGCGACAAUGGCGCCUCUGGUGUUCUGGCCGAUGGCUCCGGUCACGUCAACAUUGUUGGCACUGGCGGUGCUCCAGUUGUCGAGAACACUGUCAACGGCGGCGUUGACAGCUCCGGCAUCAGUCUCCAGUACGACGUGAACGGUAGCAGCAGCGCCAACAGCCAGACCACGACGCAGCUGGACAGUGGCAGCCUUGUUGGUAACAAUGUUAUUCAGACCUCCUAUCUGCCCUCCAAGCCCAUCAGAUCGGUCAAGUACUAA